CAUAUUGAUCGUUUUGGUCUGGACCAGCCAAGCCCGGCCCUGAAUAGAAACAAGAGAAUCAUAGGCUUAGAGUCUUGGAAAAACUUUUAUUUAGUUAUGGAUCAAAUUAAGAAAAUUUACUUUAGUAGGUAGCUCUCCUGGUAAUUAUGGUCUGGAAAUUGGUUAGGCUCCCAUUACAUUCUUCAUAGAACUCCUUAAGGAACUCUUCCAUGAACUCGUGCAUUUUCUAUACCCUCCUUCUACCCGCCGGAUAUAUAUAUAUAUAUUUGAACUACCCCAAUUUCUGGAAGAGAUUCCAUAAGUGCGCUAGACCUGAUCAUUCGUCUUGAGACCUGGAAGCAAAUCCAAGGUAGGUGAUAAUCAUCAUCUUCCUAGACAAUUUGAAUGGUAAAACUGAUCGUAAAAAUAUCUUAAGAAACUAAAUUUGUAUCUAGCUGAGUAAGAAAGCCAAAAUUAAUACCUAUCUACUAAACCCCAUAUAUUGUGGAAGCACAAUACUAUUGGUUAAAGUUUAAAAGAUUCUACAUCUAGGUCUAGGUAUGGGAUUCGAAUACCAGGAUAUACAAUUUUUUGCAGAUUACGUUUUAUAAGAGGUUCAUGUUUUAAUUCCCGGAGAAAACAAUUUAUUAAACAAUUAUGUAGACUACAUAAUAAAGAAUUACAAGGGAUCUUCAACAUGGUGCAAGUAAAUCCGGUCAGACGUAAGUUUUCGUAGGAUGGCUUAGGUGAUGCAGUUAGACAUAGAUCCUCAUAAGACAGAUAGUAUUGUCGGUCGUCGAAUCGUCUAUAUAAUAUUUUUCAUAAUUAUAAUAUCAUAAUAAAUCAGCGUUAAAAAAACUUCAUAUAUUUUGCCAGAAAUCAGAAUUGUAUUCAAAUAUAGAUCAAUUGAUCAUUAAUAUAGAUUGAAAGUUUAGAUCGUCACUUUGGAUUUGUUUCCAGGUUUGUUGAAAUCAAUUAAUUCAUUAGGAUGAUUAAAGGAAAUCAAUUCAUUAGAAGGAUAGAAUCAAUCAUUUCGUGAAUAAAUGAUCAAGCUGUCAUUUUACCGUGAUACUUGGGACAAUUAAAUGUUAAGUUUAGUCCAAAAAAAUGAUUAAAAUGUUAAUGUAAUGCAACUAUAAGGUGUCAUAUGUUUUCUUUUGUUAUGGCGUCAUGGCAUCAUGUACUUAUACAAUACGAUAAUUAUGCGUGUUAUGUGAUCGUAAAACGCGAUUCGCUUAUAUUUUGGUCAGCCAUAUCUUACGAUAUAAAUAUUCUAUGCAUCACAAUUAAUUAUCCAACGACGACUAAAAUGGAAACAAUAUCUUAAACAGUACAUAUAUUUCUAUAAAUUUGCAACACAUGACACAUAUGGUAGCUAAAGGGUACGUUUGAUAUGGAAUCGUUCCAAAAGUUGUUAAUUAUUUGAAAGUGCAUUUAAUAUCAAAAUUAAUUACCAUAAAUGGAUAAAUUCUCUUUAUUAUUAAAUAUUAACCCAUGAACAACUAUAAAUACCUUUUUAAGACAAGCCCUAACGAUAUUUUCCAUCCCUCUAUCUUGUCUUGUCAUGGAAGAAGUAAGACAAACUUUACCGACUACUUUCUUGAAACCUAAUGAACAAUUUCAAAACCCUAACGUGUUGGUUACUCAAACCAAAAAGGAGUUGACAAAACCACGAAACCCUAAAACAAGCCGAGGUCGACAGAAGAUAGAGAUCAAAGAGAUCAAAGAAGAUAGCAAGAGACAUGUAACGUUUUCGAAACGACGCCGUGGGCUGUUCAAGAAAGCCGCUGAGUUGAGCGUUUUGACCGGUGCAAAAAUCGCUGUGGUAACGUUCUCUAAAUGCGGUAGGAUCUACAGUUUUGGGCACGUGGACUCGUUGAUGGACAAGUAUCUUCGCAAGAUUCCGGUGAACUUGGAGGUAUAUUCAGGUGAUGACUCAGCGGAGGAGGGAGGGAGGCCGUGGUGGGAGAGGCCGGUGGAGAGUGUGCCGGAGGAGGAGUUGGAAGAGUACAUUAUGGCGAUGAGUGUGUUGAGAGACAAGUUAGGUAAGAAGAUUAAUGACAUGGGGAGUAUUGUUCCUGCAUGGCCAAUCAACAUGAUGGGUUGGAAACCACAGAUGGAUAUGCAAAGCAUGGGGGAUGUGACUGAUGGGGUUAAUCGAUGCCGUCUAGGUCAAAACGGAUGAUUGAUAUUUAGUAGCCUCGUGGAGUAUUCAUUUAAGUAUUUGAUUUUUAGAUUUGUUGAGUUUAGUAGUUAUAUGAAUUCAUUUCAUUCAGAUUAAUCCUUUUUUUUCUUGUAUUUUUGUUACUUUGAAAGUUAAAUCCAUAUUUAUGUUUUUGUUUAAAUUAUGUUAAGAUUUGCAUCAUAAACUGACUCCAAAGUAUAUAAAGAGCUAAGGGCUUGAUGUAAAUAUCCUUAGCUCAAGCGACAACAUUCUUCUCUUUUAGUUGCGACAGCUUGCAAGUGAACUUCAUGGCUGGAUCUAUAUCCUAUAACAUCCAAGCUUUUAAAAGAUGGAAUCCUAGUCCUCCAAGAUCAUGACCAAUAUUGGAGUAGAAUUCAUAAUAAAGAUGUUAAGCCAAUAGUUCGAGAAAUGAGUCAGUAACAGAUCUCCACAACUUAUCAUCUAUUGGUAUACCAUAGGAUAAAAAAGUUCGCAAAUUCCGCACUGAAUUUCUCACGCGAUGUGUUUCACAAAAGAGAUCAUGAGGAACUU
Brassica napus (rape) is the source of this 2695-nucleotide messenger RNA. RefSeq names its product agamous-like MADS-box protein AGL61. Gene Ontology annotation, molecular function: DNA-binding transcription factor activity, RNA polymerase II-specific; RNA polymerase II cis-regulatory region sequence-specific DNA binding; protein dimerization activity. The record is from RefSeq and is a predicted model, not a curated record. The transcript has a single exon. Gene Ontology annotation, biological process: regulation of transcription by RNA polymerase II. Lineage: Eukaryota; Viridiplantae; Streptophyta; Magnoliopsida; Brassicales; Brassicaceae. The coding region runs from base 1544 to 2164 and encodes 206 amino acids.